This is a messenger RNA of Polistes dominula (European paper wasp), 643 nucleotides long. RefSeq names its product mitochondrial ribosomal protein S18A (gene mRpS18A). Gene Ontology annotation, cellular component: mitochondrial small ribosomal subunit; ribosome. The record is from RefSeq and is a predicted model, not a curated record. Gene Ontology annotation, molecular function: small ribosomal subunit rRNA binding; structural constituent of ribosome. Gene Ontology annotation, biological process: mitochondrial translation. NCBI's taxonomy places the organism in Eukaryota, Metazoa, Arthropoda, Insecta, Hymenoptera, Vespidae.
UACAAACUGGACUGUAGUCGUGAUCAUGAAGCCAUAAAAGAUAUGAUUGUACUAUACACUGUAAAAAUUUCAGAAAGUAUUGUGCACAGUUUUUCAAAAUGGCCACGCUCGGUCGUCUCGUAUCGCAAAUUAAAAAAUCUUUUAUUAAUCCAAAUUAUAAUAGAGCAAUAUCUUUAUCUGCUACAACACGUAUCAAAGAAAUAAUUGAAAAGAAAGAAGGAAAUAAUGUAAUUAUUGAAGCUGUCAUACGCCCUCAAAAGAAUGCCUAUUUAUUAAUGAAAACUAAAAAUGGAGCUUGUCCGUUAUGUUCCACCAAUCUCAACGUUAAACAUACUGAUGUUCUUAUAUUAAGUCAAUUUGUCAGAUCUGAUGGUUGUAUGUUACCACGAAGAAUCACUGGCUUAUGUGCAGUACAACAAAAAAGAGUAUCUACUAUGGUAGCUAUGGCACAGAAAGCUGGUUUAAUGUCUAAUUUAGGUCCAGCAAGUAGUCAUAAAGAUCCUAAAAAAAGACGUUAUUGGAAAAAGUUUAACACAUAUUUUGAUGAGGCAACUAUUAAACGUAGGUAUCUAUAAUUGUUAAUAUAAUAGGUACCACAUGACAUGUAAUUAUUUUAAUUUAAAAUGUAUAUACAAAAUAUCAA